CGGCUCUCUCGACUAGCCGCUGGGCUAGUAACGCACCACUUCAAGUUACAUAAUAAUUUAUAGCUUCUUUGGCUGAUGGCCGCGGAAGCUCUUAAUUUAAACGUGCAUUCAGCACGCAGCGAGUACUUCUACCUGCACUGCGUGUCGUACCUGUGGGUCGUCGUGCUGGGAUUCCUGCUGACACUCAUCGUGGGUGGCGGGUGUCGCCUGCGAGGGGGACCGCAGCAUGCCGCCGCCAGACCCCGACCUCUUCGUGCCGCCAGUCCGGUGGGCACUGCUCGCGAGGAGAGGGCGCAGGGUGCUGAUUUGUGGGUUCCCAGCCUGAGACAUUCCAGCCUUCUCUACAGAGGCUGCAACAACUUGGUCUAUUUAUUUUCUAGUUUUGUAAAAAAGGAAAAAAUUAUAAACACUCAGUAUUGCUCGGUUUGCAAUAGCUGUGCUUUUUAUUCUCAGUUCUCUUCUGUUCAGCUGAAUUGCUGCAAAUAAUGAAGCGCUCCAACUGAAGUUAACUGGUAUUGCAAUACUGCGCAGUGUAGAAACUUUCACAAAUGUAACAUUUCAGUGGCCUUAUUAAAUAUGGGCAAUUGCUUACCUGGUAAACUGUGAGCAAAAGUAUGACAAUAAUUAUUACAAUAUUGGAAAAAGUUCUGACCAGGAAAUCAAUAAUCGUGUGAUGAAGAACAAUACUACAGGACGGUGGAGGCAUUGGAUGGUGUAAAGAUGGCUGAAUAAUAUUGUUGAAUGGCAUAGAAAAGAUGCCUCCAAAAUAAAACUAGUUGCCUAUAAAAGGUCACAGUUACAAACCAAUCACAAAAUUUGCACC
This is a messenger RNA of Schistocerca serialis cubense, 823 nucleotides long. RefSeq lists its product as uncharacterized. NCBI's taxonomy places the organism in Eukaryota, Metazoa, Arthropoda, Insecta, Orthoptera, Acrididae. The transcript is spliced from 3 exons. Bases 76 to 486 code for a protein of 136 amino acids. The record is from RefSeq and is a predicted model, not a curated record.